GCGCAGCACGUUCCAUUGCAGUUCUAGGCGUGGGUCCGAUCGGGAAGAAGCCAACCAGGCAGCAUCAUCAUCGAAGCGACGCGCUCAGUCCGCAACGUAUCGCUGCAGUCGCGCGCCGUGUCGUCGUGUCGCCGCUAAAAGUGUACCUACAGCCAUCGUCGAUCUCCGCGCGGCGGUACAUCAAGCCACGGAGAGUCUGAGAGAGAGUGCGUGAGAGACCGCCGGACUCACACACACACAACCACACACUCACACGUUUGUCAUCCGGGGGACGCGUCGUCGUCGUCGUCGGCGACUACCCGGGCGCCUCCAUCUUUGCCGACAAGCGCAUCCCCUCGCUCGCGCUCUUUCUCUCUCGAGUCUUCCUCUCCCGACAGGAAAGGAGGCGGUGGUCGCAAACAUGGAGAACAGACCGGCGCCGUUGCGCUCCAGGCGCAUCUGCAGGUUCUGCCUGACGGAGAACGAGCCGCUCAACUUCAUCUACGACCGGGAGCUCAGCCGGCCCUUCCAGGUGCCGCUCUCCCUGCAAAUCAUGUCCUGCGUCUCCAUCGAGGUGUACUCUGCGGAUGGAAUGCCACAAAUGAUUUGCUCAACUUGCCGUUUCAAUCUGGAUCGGUGUUACAAAUUCAAGCAGCAGUGCAAGAAGGCAGACGAAGCCCUGCGUGCCUAUCCUAUUUCAGGAGUUCUUCCAAGACCAAUGACUAUAAAUGUAAAUGAUCCAUCCGAACAAAGUAACAAGAGAAAUUUGGAUGCCAAACAGACCAACGAACAAGCAAAGAAACCUCGACUUGACAAUGGUGAUAGGGAACGUCAACCAGUUCACCAAGGUCAGCGACAAACUGAAACGCGCUCAGAGAAGCAGCAACGCGAGAAGGAGGAACAGCGCCGCGAAUUGUACGAAGAAGAAGAACAGGACCAGGGCACCGAUGGUGAGCAGGAGGCGAUUGAAGGAAAGGAAGACGCGAAGCUCGAACCAGGUGAAAUCCGCGUGCACGCGUGCAACCAGUGCGACCGCACCUUCCCUCUGCAACAGUCACUCCAGAUCCACAUACAACGGGCUCAUCGCGAUCGAAACUACAAGUGCACUGAAUGCGACCGCAUGUUCUUCUCCAAGUAUGACCUGAACAAGCAUAUGACCACUCACUCGGAGGAGAAGCCCUAUUCCUGCGACUUCUGCCCCAAGCAGUUUGCCCGAGGUAGUAUGCUGCAGCGUCACCUCAAGAUGCACCAGGAGGAGCUGAGAUACGGUUGUCCAAACUGCGACCGCGAAUUCUUGACACCCGAGGAACUCGAAAAGCACGAGGAGGCCGUGCAUAAGGCCGUGAAGCCCUAUCAAUGCAAUAUCUGCAACAAGCGCUUCAAUUACAAGCAAGGUCUUGAGAGACACGAGAUGCUGCACAACGAAGACAAAUCCUUCGUCUGUGACUACUGCAAGGAGGCCUUCCGCACGAGCACUAAACUCGCUCGACAUCUGACCACUCACGCGGGCCACCGUCCUUACAUGUGCAAGCUCUGUCCACGUACGUUCCUACUGUCGCAUCAUCUGACGCGCCACAUGCGCAGCCAUUCGGUCGAGAAGCGCCACCAGUGCGAGGAGUGCGGUAAGGCCUUCAAACGCAAGGAGAGUCUCGAAGUGCAUCAGUUGACGCACACCACCAAGCGAGUCGGCAUGGGGCUUACCUGUGACGUCUGCAAUGAAUCUUGCCGCAACAGGGCCGACUAUGUCACGCACAUCAAACAGCAUAUCGAAGCCGGCGAAAAGAUGGGUCCGGAUGGUCUGCCACCUGACAACAAGGAAGCUAAGCUCGCCGAGACCGAGAGCGAGGAGGAGGAGGAGGAAGAAGACCAGUACUCAGACGGCGAUGACGACUACGAGCCACCGUCUUCCUACCACUAUGCUGCUAAGAAGUUGCAGAAACCUUCGCCAUCCAAGACUUUGGCCGCUGCCAAGAUCGAAAGUGAGGAGGAACAGAUGGAUAAAGAAGAGGUUGUCUAUAUUAGAGGAAAAGACGGCGUUGUCAAAAAGACUAUCAAAACUCUCAUGCCGAUACAACGCAGAGGUGAACAGCAGUCUCCUCAGGAGACGAAAAAGGUCGUGGCUAGUCCUCAAGUCGCCAAUUCCAAGCAGAUCAAACACGAUGAGCCAGCCCCCGUGCAGAAAACUGGCAGACACGAUGAGACCGAAGCUCAAGUGCAGAAGAUCGUUGCCUCUGUAUUCAAAGAGCACAAAAUACCGCUUAAACAUCAAGCCGGUGAGCAGGUCAAAGAGACGACGCAGACUGUUACACGUCAGGCCUCUCAACCUCUCCCAAGCAUAAUUAAAGAGGAAAAGCUCGAUACACCCAUUGCCUCGGCUAGCCCGAAGAACGUCAAUACCGUAAAGGUAAUUAAGAGGAUUGUCGUCAGAAAGCCAGCAGGAAGCGCUAGCGAUGCUGUGUCAACGCCGGUUAAAGAACUUGUUCAAGAAGCUGUGGCUGCCUCUCAGGCACAGGCUUCAUCGACGACACCCUCGACAUCUGGCCCAAAAGUAACGAAGCGAGUAAUCGUUCGCAGGAUCAUUCGCCAGGGCGACACGACUCGCGAAGUUAUUAUGAAUCCAGAUGGCACGAUCAUUGAUCCGGCCGAGCUUGCGAAGCUGCCAACCGGUAACGUAGUUAAACGCGUGGUUGUGAAGAAACCGCUGGACAAGGGUCAAAAUAUAGAGGCAAUGUUGCAGUCCGCCGACGCCAAGAGCAUCAUAAGAAUGGCCGAAUGUGGUGAAGAUAUCUCUAAAGCUAGUAGCAUCGUUACGACUCCCAAACCAGUUACGACGGUGCACAGGGUAGAGCAUCACCCGCAGCAGAAACAGGUAACCCUACAGGAGGACCGUGCCACCAAGGAGAAGCUUGAACAGCUCGAAAAACGAGUCGAGCAACAACGACUGAAAAUCGAAGAACUGCAAGCGCGAAAGCAGCAAGAAUACGAGGCAGACGACAUGAUGCCGGAACGCCAUGAUGAGUCAGAGGAUGAACAGCAGCUUCCACUUAAAAGAGUCUUCGUCAAGAGAAAGCAGAGCAUAUACGACGAAGAACGCGAGUACGCUGAUGACACUGUCAUAAGCUCAAAGGACAAAGAUGAUACAACAGUGCAACAAUCUGGCAUGGUAAUUACUGCCGAGGGACUCAAAGAAGAAGAGCUAUCACAGGCCUCGACCACCUACGAGAUGGACCACUCCGAGGCCGCUGCAUCCAGCAGUCCCACGAGAGCGAUAGAGGACGCCAAAAUUAUUAUCAUCAAGCCGGAAGAUAAUGCGGCCGACGUUGACGAAAUGAGUCGCGAACUAUGCAGCAUUCUCGACUCGACAGAUAGCGUCGUAAAGAUGCAAGAAAACGUGCUCAGCAAUCUUACGCAGAUCACGUCUUCUGUAAACGAAAUGUCGGAGGCGGAAAAGAAUUACGACGAGGUGGCUGAAAUCGCUGCAAGCGUACAAGAAGAAGAAGCUGCACCGACCACAACGACGAUGACAGAAGAAGAACCCAUGGAACAGGAGGUUGUUGUCAGUAGCGAGGUCGAGGAACAUAAUCAGGAACAGGUUGAAGUCGGAGGCGAUCUCGAUCAAAAUCAUGCGGUGCAGAUAGUCAUAACUCAAUCUGAGGAAGAAGGUAUGAAUCUUGAGGUACAGAGCUCUUCUGAAAACAACCAAAUACAAGUCGCAGAGGACGGCACAACGACAAUCGAAAGUACAACAGAGGAUUGUCAAGAAGAAUUGCCCUCGCUUACAGAGUCGAAUGACAUGUUCGAGACGUCCGAAACGGUAAUGGAAGUAGACGGUAAAAGCAUCCAGGAGCAGCCAAAUCUCGACGAAUCGGUCAUUGAACUGUCUGCGAACAACGAAACGAUCAAUUUGAACGAAACCACCGAUAGCAGAGACAGUUUAGAGGACAAACUUUCACAAAUGGAAGGUUAGCGAGAAAAUGUUGACGAUCGAUAGAUAAUUUUGUAAAAUACUUAUUGAACUGUGAGCUCCAUGAUGUCGAAUAUUGACGAAAUUCUGGUGCGCGAGUCGUUCCAACCGCCGAGCAGCUACUUAGCGGUUUUUUAAGAACAGUUAUUUUGAUACGUUACAGUUGAAAAGUACAUUAGCGACGAUAAAAUAAUCAUCUCACCAAAGAUAAUUUGGUGUUAGUUUUUAAAAUCGUAAAGCAGCAAUUGAAAAUAAAUUGUAAAAAUGUAAUUUCGUCGAUGAACAUACUUUUCUCCUCGUGAGAACUCGCGACCGUCUUAAUAACUUGUUGAUCUUUACGUGGCAUUGUUUUUUUCUUAUUCCUCUGUGAAUUCUUUAAUUAAGUCUGCUUGCCAAAGGCUCUCGCAUCGCGAUCUGAAGUAUAUAUUAUAUACAUUUAAAUACUGUUAUAGGCAUACUGGUGGCUAUUGAUCAACUGGUUACUGUCAAUCAUUGCUAUAUCUGACUAUUUUGUCACUGAAUAUAGAAUUUUUUCCAUUUAUUCUAUAUCAAAUCUAUUUCAUACUAUUUUAUAUGAUUAAAGGAAGCUUACACGUAUUUGCGAUAGGUCGAGUUGAUGGAGAAUUUAGGACGAUUGUACCAGCAAAACUUUGUAAAUAUCUGACCAUUCCUUACAGAAUGAAUUUUAUAGUAACUUUUAUCGACUAUUGUAAUCGUAAGCACAUUUAAACUUAAUUUGCAAACAAAAUAAUAGGAGAGAAGCCAAACUUAUAUGACUACAGAUCAGAUUUAAAAAAAUAUUUAUGUACGCUUGAGGUGACAAUGUAAAAAAUAAGAAAACAUUCGGGAACAAGUACACGCAAUCGUUAAAUCGAGUUUCUUUUUGCGAUCUGCAGUAAAAUAGGUUUCUGAAAACACAUUAUACAUUUAUGCAACUAAGAUAUACUUAUCUCAAAUAUCACCAUUCUAACGAUGUCAGUGCAGCUGUAUGUUUCAAAAAGUAGAUUUUUUUUAUUUGCUACUUUAGUAAAAAGUAGAGGAAAGGUGCCGAUAUAAAAAAUGUAAUGUUCGUUUAUAUGAAGAGUCUUCUUGCGGAGUCGAAAGAUCGAAACAAGAUACUUCUUCAACUAAAGAAGUACUGGCAAAUUGUGUAGAUUUAUGUGGUGAUCGAAAAGAGUCCAUUUUUAUUUCAUAUUUACAAUUACUCUACGAGUUAUAAAAGCGAUUUGCUGUCGAAAAUCAAAACAUAAUUUUAUUUUGUUUAAUACAUAACAAAGUAAAAUUAAACAUGUACAUUGUAAUGCAGUCUCUUUUCGAUGACCAAUUUUCGUGUAACAUGGUGUAAGAAAAUAUUUUACAAAAACGGUGAACCAUCGCUAUUACGUUAACAAACUCUGUAUUAAAUACAAAGUGUGGUGUGUACGUACGGAAAA
This is a messenger RNA of Nasonia vitripennis (jewel wasp), 5376 nucleotides long. RefSeq lists its product as uncharacterized. The coding region runs from base 401 to 3946 and encodes 1181 amino acids. The transcript has 5 exons. Gene Ontology annotation, molecular function: zinc ion binding; DNA-binding transcription factor activity; RNA polymerase II cis-regulatory region sequence-specific DNA binding. NCBI's taxonomy places the organism in Eukaryota, Metazoa, Arthropoda, Insecta, Hymenoptera, Pteromalidae. Gene Ontology annotation, cellular component: nucleus. The record is from RefSeq and is a predicted model, not a curated record. Gene Ontology annotation, biological process: regulation of transcription by RNA polymerase II.